This is a messenger RNA of Spodoptera litura, 1987 nucleotides long. RefSeq lists its product as uncharacterized. NCBI's taxonomy places the organism in Eukaryota, Metazoa, Arthropoda, Insecta, Lepidoptera, Noctuidae. The record is from RefSeq and is a predicted model, not a curated record.
UGGACGCUUGAUUUGAAGGGCAAUGCCAUUUUCCGCAGUGGCGCCUCCAACUGAUAAUUAAAGACAGGCACAGGAAAAUUAAUAUUCUUUUAUUAGGUAUCUAUGAAGACAGGUACCGUGGGCAAAUACAGUGUUUAUUAAUUAAGUAUGAGAGAAAGGAGGUAGUUUCCUACUUCCCUUUCCCUUCCCUUGUCAGGUGGCGGGGUGGCGGCAAGUUUUGCAACACCUGAAGGUGUUGCCAGUAUUUGACUGUCCAUAGAGGCAAUAUGAAACCUAUUCUUCUAUUACAGUUUAUUUACCUAUCUACUGUUGCCUAAUGAAUAAAUAAAAUUGUCAAUACUUACAUUUUUAGUAGAUAUGUCAUUAAUAAACGUCACAAGUUUUGUAAUUUGCAAAAUAUGCUUUCGAUAGAUUUUUUAAAUAAAUUCACGGUUCGGAAUCUCCCACAGAUAUAAUCAGGCUAUAUUAAAUGUUAAAUAAUCCGUUAUUUAUUCAAAUAACGUAAAAUGUACAUCGCGUUCAAGUGGCUGAUUGGUUUGACUCUCGCUAUGUGGCUGUCUAUGUGUACCCUUGAUAUCAUUGUGAAGAGAAACUUUGAAACUAAACAGGAGGGUCUUAACACGAAGAUAUCACAAAUUGCCAGAAACACAACGAUUCCAUUAGACGAUGAAGUGCAGUUACGAAGCAAUAAAUAUUAUAAGCAUGUGCCCGACAAGCCCUCAAGAGUCACUGUAAUGCCAUGCGUUAUGUUCUUUGCCGGAGCUCUCGUGGUAUCCUUGUACAAUAGAAAAAAAGAAAUUAUUAUACUUAUUAAACAAAAAUUUUCUGAAGUAAACUCUAGAGCUGUUAUCGAAAAAGUGCAAGACUAUAUCAAAGUAGCCCUAUACAAAAUAUCUGAUUUAAAAAUAACUUCCGUCAAAUUAAUAAGCUUGCAAAUGAGCAAUAAAAUAUUAAGUUUAUGGAACAGAUUCUCUGUGUUGGUAACAAGAAAAGAUCCAAGGGUUAAUCUUUUAUUACUCAAAAAAUUGCAAGAAGUUGGCGAAGAGAGAAAAAAUUUAGGCCAGCUCUUGAUAGCAGCUAUCCAUGAAAACAAAAACAUUAGAAUGCAAUAUGAGUUAGAAAUGUUGGCGAAAAAUAAACUUGCCAGGCACAUUGAGAACACUCAGAAGGUGCUAAAAGAAAAUAGAUCCAAAUACGUCAGUUUCCAACAGUUAUACUUAGUUACACAUCAAGAAAACUCAUUUUUGAAGUGCCGGGUCAAAAAACUCGCAAAAGAAAAAGAGGAAGCCGAAAAAAAUCUGUUGGAAUUAGUAAACGAGGUAUACAAAUCCAAAAAUAGUCAGUUAAAGGCUUUUUGCAGUAAAUUUAUAGUAAGGACAACCGAUAACUUAUUGAACAUAGACGUGGGCGCCGAAAUACAAAAGUUUUUGGACAAAUCGCGAUCAACUUCAGCUUCCUCGUCAAAUUGGCAGUUAUCUGAACACUCCAGUAAUUCCUCGAGUAGUUGGCCCAUAAGUGUAAAUACGCGGUUUGCAGAAAUAGUUCAAGACGAUGUUCUAGUACCGUUAAUAUCUGACGCUCCCAAAAUGAAGGGACUUCCCGGUGAAUAUGUCUGGACAGUCAAAGACAAAGACGGUCUGAUAGAAAAGUUGUACGAAUAUGACUAUGAGACUGAUUUAAAUGACGGAGAAACUAUAAAAAGAAUAAGGCAAUAUUCCGUUUAUUACGACAAGGAUUGUUUAUUGGAUUUCAUGAAUUCAGGAACUGUAAUAAAUGACCCACGAUGCCAGUCCCGAUGCGUGGGUGUGGACUACCCUAUAACAACUCAAGGUUUUUUAACGGGUUCCGAGGCGUUUCAAAAAUUCCUGCAAAACAGUAUUAUUAUAACAAACUCUACACCACAGAUAACGGGAUCGCCGUUGCAGAACGGUUGAAUUUUUUAAAGUUUUAUAUUUGGAUGAAGUUUAUCUGAGAAUAUAUUUUUACU